CUACGCACGCGAUUUUUCGCCAAGUUCGUAACGCCCGGAACACCGUGUUGAAGGACAAUUUGCAUUCCAGGCUUUGUACCGGGUUUUAGAUUAGCCGGAAAACGUCGUCCGGAUCAUACAAUUCAAACAUCUAUAUAAGCUAUAUCAGUGACGGCGUUGGUACUGCUUGUCACGACAUAACAUUGUCAUCGAUACUGGGUCAUUUUACGUUCCACUUCACUUUGAACUAUCGUCACGGGCAGCCAGACCGCGGUUUAUUGUAUUUUCAACCGCUAACAUCACCAUCGCCAUGACCACCUUUGGCUGGGGAACCACAGGCGAGGAAGCCACAGCAGCCUUUGCACAACACAUCGCAGGCCGCACUAUCCUGAUCACCGGUGUCACCCCGGGCGGCCUCGGCCUCGAGACGGCCCGCGUCAUCGCUCUGCGCGAUCCCAAACUCGUCAUCCUAGCCGGGCGAUCAACAGAGAAACUCCAGCAAGCAGAAGAGGAUGUCAAGAAGGCAGCACCCAAUGUAUCGGUCCGCCAGCUGGUGCUCGAUCUCGGGAGUCUGAAGGCGACCAGAAUAGCCGCCGAGGAAGUCAACAACUGGAGCGAUGUCCCCAGCAUCGACGUCGUCAUCAACAACGCCGGCAUCAUGGCGACCCCUUACGCCCUCACCGCGGACGGCAUCGAAAGCCAAUUCGCAACUAAUCACGUCGCGCACUUCCUCUUCACGCAGCUGCUCAUGCCCAAGAUCCUCGCCUCGGGGAGCGGUGCACGUGUCGUCAAUCUGUCCAGCAGCGGAUAUAAAGGCGGGCCCGUCCGCUUCGACGACUACAACUUCGACGGCGGACAGAAGUACGAGAAGUGGGCGUCGUACGGGCAGUCGAAAAGUGCGAAUGUGCUGUAUGCAAGGGGUCUGAGGGAGAGAUAUGGGAACAAGGGGUUGCAAGCGUACGGCGUUCAUCCUGGCGCCAUCUGGACGAACCUUGGACACCAUGCUAAGGAUGAUCUAAGGGCUAUGGGAUUCAUGGACGAAGCGGGCAAUACCGUGAACUCGGAGAGGCUGAAGUGGAAGACGUUGGACCAGGGUGUCUCGACGACAAUUGUGGCGGCAUUUGACCCGUCUAUCGCUGAUCAAAGUGGCGCAUACCUCGCCGACUGCCAGGUAGAAGAAACACAAGAAGACUGGAUGCAGGACCCGGAAGGCCCAGAAAAGCUCUGGAAGUUGAGCGAGCAACUGGUUGGACAAGAAUUUCCAGCACCGGCGUGAGGAGAUUUGGUUAAAUGGUGGCAUCGCUAAUGUUGAUACAUGGGUCCGGAUCAAAUUCCGAAUACCAUAGCAGGACCUUGAGGAACUCGAGAUACUACAAGCCGCU
This is a messenger RNA of Paraphaeosphaeria sporulosa, 1361 nucleotides long. RefSeq names its product NAD(P)-binding protein. Bases 290 to 1255 code for a protein of 321 amino acids. NCBI's taxonomy places the organism in Eukaryota, Fungi, Ascomycota, Dothideomycetes, Pleosporales, Didymosphaeriaceae. The record is from RefSeq and is a predicted model, not a curated record. The transcript has 3 exons.